CAUUGCUGGACUCACGAACGCUGAAGAAUAAAGACUCACGGUUGUACUCAGACAAAGGAGAUAAGUUUUAUUCAUACUUAUUGACAUUAUUAUUAAGACACUUAUCUACUUUGAUAUUUACGCGUUGGUUAAUAAAUUGUUUGAUCAAAACAACAAAAUGGCGAGCUUGCGGGGAUGUGUAAUCCAUUUUAAAGGUGAAAAUGGUCCAUUGACUGAUUUUACCGAGACAUCUUUGAAAAAAGUUUUACAUUGUCACGACCUUUGGUUACUAUACAAUGGUGAGCAGAAAGACAUCGCUGAAAAGAACAAAAAUUUGAUGAAAAAAAUUCAGUCCAUGAAAAGUCCUUUGGCUGAGUACCUUGGAGAGUUAAAGUACCAUAGAAAUUGCUAUGCAAAGUUCACCAAUGUCGGCCUGAUUAGACGGGCUGAAAAAAGAAUGAGCAAAAAGUUUGAAGCUUCAACAGCCACUGUCAAUGAAAACUAUGUACAAGAAAAUAAGUCGACAGAUGUAAAUGAGCCUCACACGAAACUGCUACGAUCAUCCUCGUUUUGUCAUAACAGUCCUAAACCUCCGAUAAGAACUAAAGCAGUUUUGCCAUCAAUAUGCAUAAUAUGCAAGCAAGAAAAGUCCUUCGUCACUCAAUCGGGAACUAGAAAACGAGUUCUAGACAAACUAAUUACCGCAGAAACGAAAGAUGGCGGAAAACUACGUGAAGCUGCAACCAGGAAAGAGGACCGAAGAAUUCUGGUCCACAUAUUAGACAAGGAAUGUAAUGCUCUGGAAGUAAAGUAUCAUAGUAAAUGCUACAAAAGCUACACGUCAUUUCUUUAUAAUACUACUUGUGCAAAAAAGUCAAAUGAAAGUAGUUCUGGUCGCAAAUGCUUAUAUGAAGAGUCAUUCGCAGAUUUUUGCAAAUUUAUCAAGAAAGCAAUCAUAGAAAAUCAUGAAAUCUAUUACAUGAAUAUUCUUAAAGAUAAGUUUGUCAAAACAGUUAGAUGCUUCGAGAAUGUCGAUGCUUCAAGCUAUAAGACUUCACAAUUGAAGGAACGUGUGCUAGACAGGUUUCCCCAGCUUGUAUUCUUUACUCCGAAAGUCCGCAAUGAGAAGGAAAUAGUGUAUGCUGAAGACCUGUGUAAAGGUGAUAUGGCAGGAAGGUUUCUUAGCAAUGACGACGAGACUGACGCUACCGAAGAUGGAUUAGAGAUAAGUGACGAAGAUGUCACAUCGAAGCCAGUUCAUUCCAAAUCAGUGUCACUGCAAAAUCUCUACAUGGUUGCCUUAGAGCUAAGACGUAACAUCCGGGACUACCCUUCUUUAUGGUAUGAGCAUUGGCCACCAUUGUCUUCCGAUCUAUCCGAGGACAAUGUUAAAAAAGUUGGUUCUCCGUUGCUGUACAAUUUCAUGGCAUGGGUGCUUGGCUUUUCAGAAGAGCCAGAAGAAAGCACAAACUACAUAAAUAUUGAAGAAAGCUCCAAAACGAAGUUACUUUCUCUAUGCCAAGAUAUGGUCUACAAUUGA
This is a messenger RNA of Xenia sp. Carnegie-2017, 1519 nucleotides long. RefSeq lists its product as uncharacterized. Lineage: Eukaryota; Metazoa; Cnidaria; Anthozoa; Malacalcyonacea; Xeniidae. The coding region runs from base 158 to 1519 and encodes 453 amino acids. The record is from RefSeq and is a predicted model, not a curated record. The transcript is spliced from 2 exons.